CUCUCUUUGUCUUUUUCUAUAUGGUAAGCCAGGCUGUUCCUGUAAAACAAGGUCGUUUCGUCGAGCAUUUCGACCGUCCUUUCAUACCUGAAGCGUUCCAAUCCUCUACCGAAAGCAUGAAAACCUUAUCCUCAGACAAGUCGCUCAAAUUACCUCGCUUCUUGUCCUUUGCCAGUAGCACCGUUAGUGUCGACAAGCAACAUCCAACCGCCUCGGCCGCCGCCGCUAGUUUACAUUCUUCACCCCAAACUUCGGCCGGAUCUCCUACAGUACCACAACCGCCCAGCUUGCCGGCCUCUCGAGACAGUGACCUCAACACUUCCAAUGAUCUCUUGAUCGAUCCCGGUCAGAGGCAUCCGACCACUGCGUCCAAAGCACCCUCAUCCAUCAACAAAAGCAAGCGAUCAAGAGUGAGCCUCAAUAGAGCCCAACUUAUUAUUCAAAGACUGGAUAAGUGGGUACUAUUUUUAAAGGUGGUCUAUCUUUGGUUGGAGAUGGUACGGAAGCAGCAAAAUCACAAAGGAGCAGCUUACUGCCAUCAAGCCCACGAUAUUUUCAAAGGAGACCCGGCUUUAACGAACGAUAACAGUCAAUCUGAUAAUAAACGACCAACCAUCCGUGACAGCUUGGACCUGAGCGGCCAGAAAAUACAGGAUUGUCCAUCCACUGAUGACUACCUCCGACAACAUCACUUGCCCAGUCUGAAAAAGCUACGCAAACAAUCUAAAGAUCAAGUUCAAGACCUUUUAUCCAGAUCCGAUCUGGCUUUGGAUGAACUGCUACGUCGUGCGGAAAUUACGCGAAAAACCAUGUCACAGUUAAACAAACUGUGCAAAGCAACGGACGCCCGUCGCAAAGAAUCGGUGCACGAUCCAUGGUUAGCUAACCUUUACGUUCUUCGUCAAUUGAAACGGGAAGUGGACGAAGAGAAUCGCUUGCGGCUCCUCAUGGUGCCAGUCCAACAAACCACUGCGGCGUUGGAACAAGAGAUUUUGAAGGCAUUGCAAUCCGCGCUGCAGUGGGGUUACCAACGACAGCCGGAUCAAGCGAAAUCUAUGGCUGCUCUCAUUGACAAGGUGGUGCCUAUGGCCCAAUGGAAUCAGAUAGCCACCCGAGCUUAUUACGACAUUGUUCCUGAAAAGCAGCCCACCAAAGAUUACCGUCGGAUCAACUACAACAAUAAGCAUCACCCUCUUGUGCUGACAUUACACAAAGGGAAGUUAGGACGGCGGACUGGUUUACUAAAACAGUACACGGACCAUUAUUACGUGUUAACACAGUCCGGUUACUUGUACCAAUUUCGACUCGGCGAUAAAGUAUCGCCAGAGACUUCGAUAUAUAUUCCAAAUGCUACCAUCACCCCUUCUGCUGAUCUUAACACCGUAACACAAAGCCCCACGGUUGGAGACGCGGACGAGUCAUCUCACGUAGAAUACACAUUUGAAAUUCAUCGAUCGGCAACCUCUGUAUUGCAACGCGAGAGGUCGUUCAACCUGCGUGCCGAAUCUGCCAAUGAUCUUCGACAAUGGUGCCACCUUUUGAUGCAAAUGGCGAUAAUCAAAGAUACCUCCAUGCUGAUCCAAGCAGAUACGCUAAAGUCGACCUUAUCAUCACCUGUUUCUACACCCGCUCGAGAGAAACAAGCCAUCGAAGCCACCGCUGCUUCACCAAUGACCCAAUCAAACAAUUUAGCCACCCAGACGGAGGCUCGUUCAUCGUAUGUUCGCUCUGAGGCCAACGUGGAAGAACCAUUGUCACCCAAAUCGACUGAUGAUCAGUCACAUUAUUCUUCUUCCUUUGUCGAUGCAAGAGAGGAAGAAGAAUGUGAAGAUUAUGUCAGUGUGGAAUCCACUGAGAGCUUCAACGAACCAAUUGUAUAUUAUGGCAAGCUUUCGCAAGAACAGCAGUCAAACAGUCCUCCUUUCUCUCAUCAUGUUACGCCGGCGGAAAAGCCUCGACGGUCUGAAGAGGCAGAACACACACUACCGCCCGCGGUAGAAAUGAAGCUUUCAACAAAAUCCGACAACUAUAAUUACAGAGUGAGCACCGCUACUUUUGGUGUUCCUUCCUCGACUUUGCAUGUCGUUCCACAUUCUGUAUCGACGUCGGUGGACGCGUCUGAGGAGUGUGCAUUGCAGCUGACAUCUUCCGCAUCUGAGGCCUCCUCUUCCACCAACUCCGCCACCGUUCCGUCUUUAACAACCAACACUCACCUUUCAUCCGCCACUUCUUCUCGCGCUUUCACCACGUAUCAGGCGAACUUGGCCUCCGUCACAUCAACAGAUAAUUACUCCUAUGUCAUGCCCAUCUCCUUUGGAUCUCACUCGUCCUAAAGCUCUUCUCCAUAUCUAAGAGUUGUCGAAUAAAAACAAUGCAUUUUUAGGAUCUUCAAGUUCUCAUGUUUCACUCGAAUUCAUCUGUAACCCAUUAUUCUGUAUGACCAUCGCUGCCAUCACUCGUGCUGCUGCAUGAUAUACGCUUUUAUGGAAAUAGAC
Radiomyces spectabilis is the source of this 2495-nucleotide messenger RNA. RefSeq lists its product as uncharacterized. NCBI's taxonomy places the organism in Eukaryota, Fungi, Mucoromycota, Mucoromycetes, Mucorales, Radiomycetaceae. The coding region runs from base 21 to 2333 and encodes 770 amino acids. The transcript is spliced from 3 exons. The record is from RefSeq and is a predicted model, not a curated record.